UGUUGUGGCGUUGCCUUCCUCCGCACCCGUCCCUCCGCGCUGCUGCUGGAGUUAGCUAGGAACCGGAGUCAGGUCUCUGUCGUGACAGCCCGGUGGGCCGUUCUCCUAAACUUUUCCAAGUCUCGGUUGUGCCUGGAACACGGAGAGAGUGUUUUAUCUGUGUUUUAGAUGCAUGGGAGUGCCCUGGGGACAGCGAAGGGAGAAGACAGUGCCGGUGGUCCUGACUGUUCAGCAGGAUGAGUGAGGCAGAGGGCCAGUUCUACAGCGUUCAGGUGGGAGACUCCACCUUCACUGUACUCAAGCGCUACCAGCAGCUCCGUGCAAUCGGCUCUGGGGCUCAGGGCAUCGUCUGCUCUGCUCUAGAUACGGUCCUCGGUAUACCUGUAGCUGUGAAAAAGCUGUGUCGGCCCUUCCAGAAUCAGACCCAUGCUAAGCGUGCCUACAGGGAGUUGGUGCUGCUCAAAUGUGUCAACCACAAAAAUAUCAUCCGUCUGAUCAAUGUGUUCACGCCUCAGAAGUCCCUGGAGGAAUUCCAGGAUCUGUAUCUGGUGAUGGAGCUGAUGGACGCCAGCCUGUGCCAGGUGAUCCACAUGGACUUGGACCAUGAGAGGAUGUCCUAUCUGCUCUACCAGAUCCUCUGUGGCAUCAGACACUUACACUCUGCUGGCAUUAUCCAUAGGGACCUGAAGCCCAGUAACAUUGUGGUGAAGUCGGAUUGUACCCUGAAGAUCUUGGACUUUGGCCUGGCACGGACGGCCUGCACUAACUUCAUGAUGACCCCCUACGUGGUGACCAGAUACUACCGUGCCCCAGAGGUCAUUCUGGGCAUGAAGUAUAAAGAGAAUGUGGACCUGUGGUCGGUUGGCUGCAUAAUGGCUGAAAUGAUCUCUCACAAAAUCGUCUUCCCUGGAAAAGACUACAUCGACCAGUGGAAUAAGGUCAUUGAGGUUCUGGGCACACCCAGUCUGGAGUUUAUGAACCGACUGAUGGAGACUGUGAGGAACUAUGUGAUGAACAAGCCACAGUAUCCUGGCGUCAGCUUUGCUGAGCUUUUCCCCGACUGGGCCUUUCCUUCUGACUCAGAGCACGACAAACUGAAGACAGGUCAGGCACGGGACUUGCUGUCCAAAAUGCUGGUCAUUGAUCCUGAGAGCCGUAUCUCCGUAGAAGAGGCCCUCAACCACCCCUACAUUCAUGUGUGGUACGACCCUGCAGAAGCCGACGCGCCUCCUCCCCAGAUUUCAGAUAAGCAGCUGGAAGAGAGGGAGCACACCAUCGAGCAGUGGAAAGAACUCAUUUAUGAAGAGGUGAUUGACUGGGAGGAGAGGAACAAGAAUGGACUAAUGAAAGAAGAUUGCUCAGAUGUGGUGUCAGGUUCAGCCUCCCAGUCCUCCUCAGCCAACGACAUCUCAUCCAUGUCCACGGAGCACACCUUGGCCUCGGACACAGACAGCAGCAGCAUCGACACACUGACGGGACCGCUGGACGAGAGUCAGUGAACGCAGCCCAUGGCCACAUCUGUCCCCACCUCCCAUUUACAAUAUCCAAAUAUCAGUCAAUCACCACCAUCCUUUCUUCUGUUUACUCCCUCCCUUCCCAUUUCGGAUUUUUUUUUAUUAUUUUUUUUUUCUUCUCAAAUUAACCUCAAUGAAUAGGUCUAUUUUUCUAUUUUCUUUCCCCGUAUGAUCUGGUGGAUCUUGCUGGUCCUCUUCAUCUUCAAACUUUGUUUUGGACUGUUGCCUAGAGGUCAAAGCUAUCUAUGCUAUAUCUUGGGUCAAAGGUUUCUCUUUUCCUUCUUUGUGGAUAAUGUUUAACUUGAUCAAGUGUAAAGAUGUAUGCAUCCAUAUUGAUUUUCAGGUUACCAGGAGAGGGUGGAGGAUUGUUGUUUGUUCUUUAUGCCUGUUUUUUAAUAGUUUUAUUUUUUUAGCGAAUAUUAAGUUGAGACCAGAGGUUAUUGUCAUCAAAUUAGAGCAGACUCGCACUGAACACAGAGCCAGCUGCUCUCAUGCAUGUUACGCCAAUAAGAACAAAAGCUUCCCGUAAGUCGAGCACACCAACCGUCCGAUGUUCAUCUGAUGAUCAAACACUAAUCCAUAGUUUGAUCAUUUAGCUUUAGCUAUUGCAGAUCUCCACAGUGGUGCUUUCUGCACAGUGUUUUUUAAUUCAUUGGCUUGAGUGAUGUGGAUUUUGAGCUUUUACUCCUGUCAGCUAUGGGAACUUGUGGUUGCAGUGUUAGUUUUAUUUCCUGAUAUAAUGUACUGUAUGUAAAAAUGUCAAGAUCUGACAUUCAUAGUGGCUGCAGACCCUUUCAUUUCAAAUACAGUAGAUAAGGUGUGCUUGUUUUGUUAAGAAACUCAACAUAUCUGUGGAACUAUAUAUUGCAAUCAUCCCCAUUUGACAUAAGGUACUAUCAAUGUGUAUAUCAAAAGAACAUCAUUGUCCUAUAAAUUUGGGAGAGGCAAAAAAAAACAUGUAGUAUUUAUUUUUGUGUUCUUGCAAAAUGUUGCACACAAUCACCUCGAGGCCCAUGGAAAUCAAGCCUCUUGUCAAAACAUUUUAUUGACAGAUAAAUGCAUGGGCUGCUCCUUUUCUAAACCAUUCCAUUAAUACUGGGACAGUAACAAAAUUAAUCAUGAAUCAGACAUCAUGUAAAACACAUGCAAAGGCAGUAAAACACAAAAGAUGGUGUUUAACUUGCAUGAAGGCAGCAACAAUGCCUAUAAGAUACUGUAGUUCUUAUUAAAAAGAGAAAUCCGUUCAGGUCAGUUCUUUUACUUACAGUACCUUGAUGUUCUUGGUUCUGAAAGCCUGUUUGAGAGAUGUUGUAUUUUUUUUUUGCCUUGUAAGCCUAUAUGUGUGUAUGUGUUACCAAAUGUACUGUGGGUCACUGUCCUUCAUUAUCUCCUUUGAAUUGUCCUUAAAGACAGCAGUCGCCCCGUCCCUAAAGGCAACAUCUAUGGAGGAAGUUGGCCCAGCAACAAAAAGCAGACACGUGGUUUAAAAUGAGGAUGUGACUGUGGAGUCAAAAUCUGGACCUUGCAACUGUUAAGAUUGAAACUAAAAGAUGAACCUUGGAAAUGGACUGUGGAGCUGCUUUUUGCUGAACUGAUUGCACAGUGUGAUGGACAUGCAGAAAUAUGACACUAUGGAGUCACUGAGGACUUUCGCACCAUGUUGUACACUAUAUUUUCCUUUUAUGACAUGACCUUAUUCUUUCAGUCAUGCCUUAAAUGACCUGAGGAGUGGCCAAUUCACUCGCGAACAUCUUAUCAGAUAAGGACUGAGCGUUAGUGUUCAGAACAUCUUGUGUGUUUACCAUGUUUAAAAAAAAAAAAAAAAAAAAAAAGCUCCAUUGUAUACACUGUACAUCUCACACUUUUGUUCAGUUUGUUUCUCCUUUUAUUUUCAGAGAUGUCCUGUGUGAUUGCAAUGACCACAAUAUUAUCACUUGGCCAGCAUCUUUGCCCUUACGCAACUAAUAAAGUGGACAUCAGUGA
Messenger RNA from Seriola aureovittata, 3497 nucleotides. RefSeq names its product mitogen-activated protein kinase 9 (gene mapk9). The coding region runs from base 237 to 1499 and encodes 420 amino acids. Gene Ontology annotation, biological process: JNK cascade; protein phosphorylation. The record is from RefSeq and is a predicted model, not a curated record. Lineage: Eukaryota; Metazoa; Chordata; Actinopteri; Carangiformes; Carangidae. Gene Ontology annotation, molecular function: ATP binding; JUN kinase activity. Gene Ontology annotation, cellular component: nucleus; cytoplasm. The transcript is spliced from 12 exons.